This is a messenger RNA of Penicillium verrucosum, 1206 nucleotides long. RefSeq names its product aldose epimerase family protein. NCBI's taxonomy places the organism in Eukaryota, Fungi, Ascomycota, Eurotiomycetes, Eurotiales, Aspergillaceae. The transcript has a single exon. Gene Ontology annotation, molecular function: aldose 1-epimerase activity; carbohydrate binding. Bases 1 to 1206 code for a protein of 401 amino acids. The record is from RefSeq and is a predicted model, not a curated record. Gene Ontology annotation, biological process: beta-D-galactose catabolic process via UDP-galactose, Leloir pathway; glucose metabolic process.
AUGUACCUUAAGCAGUGCAUUGCAACAUGUCUUUUGGUUCCGGUCGCUCUCAGUCAGUCAUAUCCCACUGCAUCCUCUGUGGAUCCCUUUAAGGUCUUCACAAUAUCCGCCGACAAUAUCACGGCCAAGUUCAUUCCAUAUGGGGCGCGGUUGACCUCACUGGUCGUCCCAGAUAGGAAUAGCGAUAUGCAGGACAUUGUGGUCGGCUACGACGAUCCACGUCAGUAUCUGGAAGACACCCAGACCAGUCAUACCUAUUUCGGCGCUGUCCUUGGUCGGAUUGCCAACCGUAUCAAGAAUGGCACUUUCUCCCUAGAUGGAACUGAGUACCACAUUCCCAAGAAUCAAAAAGGCUUGUAUACGCUGCAUGGUGGAGACAUUGGCUAUGAUCAGCGGAACUGGACUGUGUUGACAUCCACACCUUCCUCCGUUACCUUCCAGCUCUACGACUCCGCAUUCCAAGGCUUCCCAGGCGAUGUCAUUACGCAGGCUACAUAUAGUGUCGACACCGAGGUCACAGCAGGGAACCCGGAGGGCCGUCCCCGGCUGAUGACCAAGUUGGUUUCGCAGGCUCUCACUCACUCCACUCCGAUCAUGCUCUCCAAUCAUAUCUACUGGAACCUGAAUGGGUUUAAGGAGCCGACUGUGCUCAAUGAUACAUCGCUGCAACUACCUCUCUCCGAACGAUUCAUCGCCACGGACAGUCUUCAAGUCCCCAACGGCGCCAUAUCUACCGUUGAUGAUACCGAUCACCAAUCCAUGGACUUUACUACCGGUAAAAUAAUCGGCCGUGACAUCGAAUAUACCCAAGGUCUUGUUGGCAGUGACGUGGGAUAUGACAAUUGCUUCAUUGUUGACCGCGACCCAACGUCCUCGGCCCACGAUUCACUUGUUCCUGCUCUCCGAUUGCACUCCGGCACCACGGGAAUUAGCAUGGAAGUUGCCACGAACCAGCCUGCUUUGCAGUUUUUCACUUGUCUGAACAUGGAUGGAACAAUCCCUGUGAAGCCUUCUCAGGUCGAGCGCAACUCGGAAAAUGAGGAAGCUGCUAGAUUUGUUGAGAAAUAUGGUUGCCUGGCGAUUGAACCCGAGGGCUGGAUUGAUUCUGUCAACAAUCCUCAAUGGGGCCAGCGAUCCAAUGUGAUCUACUCUCCCGAGACGCCCCCUGCCGUGAACCUAGCCACCUACACCUUCGGAACCGUCUAA